AUGUGGACGAUCGCUAAGCGCUCCACGAUGAUGGCCAGGGCCAAGGCUUGUCGCAAGUUCUCCAACACGGCUGCUGCUGUUGCUGAGACUGGCAAGGAUCGUCUUGUGCUCUUUGACACGACGCUCCGUGACGGUGAGCAAUCACCCGGUGCGACGUUAAAUUUAAAGGAGAAACUGGAUAUUGCACGCAGUCUCAGUAUCUUGGGCGUCGAUGUGUGCGAGGCGGGUUUCCCCGUCUCAUCGCCUGGUGACUUUGACGCUGUCUCGGCCAUUGCAAAGGAGAUUGGUCCGCUCACGGCAAACCGUGUCACAGGCGAGCCCAUGGUUGUUUGCGGCCUUGCACGCGCUAUGGAGAAGGACGUUCAAUGCUGUUAUGAUGCGGUUAAACACGCACCUAAGCACCGUAUUCACACGUUUCUAGCCACAUCUGAUAUCCACCUCAAGUACAAGUUAAAGAUCUCGCGUGAUGAGUGCAUCCGUCGUGCUGUCGAUGCCGUCAAAUUUGCCAAGAGCUUAACUUCCGAUGUUCAGUUCUCCACGGAGGACGCUGGACGCAGUGAUCCUGACUUUUUAUGUGAGGUCUUAGCGGAGGUCAUCAACGCCGGCGCUACGACCCUCAACAUUCCUGACACGGUGGGAUACACGGUUCCUCGAGAGUACGGGUCUCUUUUUCGCUACCUAAUCGACAACACAAAGGGAAGUGAUAAGGCCGUUUUUUCUACGCAUUGUCACAAUGAUUUGGGUUUGGCGACGGCCAACACGCUGUUUGGUGUGCAGGGUGGAGCACGUCAGGCCGAAGUCACGAUUAAUGGUAUUGGCGAGCGUGCUGGUAAUACAGCCCUGGAGGAGAUCGUGAUGGCGCUAAAGACGCGCCCGCAGCAUUUUCCGGUGUACACGAGCGUAGACUCGACCCAAAUAACGCGUUGCAGUCGCAUGGUGAGCCACUACACUGGCAUGUCUAUUCAGCCGAACAAGGCUAUUGUAGGAGCUAAUGCAUUCGCUCAUGAGUCCGGUAUCCAUCAGGAUGGUGUGCUGAAGCAUCAGGCCACCUAUGAGAUCAUGCUUCCGGAGUCUAUUGGUUUGAGUGAGAAUAAGAUGGUACUUGGAAAGCACUCUGGCCGCCAUGCGUACAGCAAACGUCUCCAGCAGCUCGGCUACACUGAUUUUACACCAGAGGAGCUUGACUACUAUGUCGAGAAGUUUAAGAUUCUGGCUGACGAGAAGAAGACGGUUACGGACGCUGACAUGGAGGCGAUUGUCUCGGAUGAGCUGUUCAAGCCAGAGGCGUUUUGGACGCUGCAGUCGGUUCACGUUACUGCUGGUAACCUGGUCAAGCCCACGGCUACUGUUACGCUUGCGUACAAGGACGGCCAGGAAGUCAGUGAGGCUGCUAUGGGUACCGGUCCGAUCGACGCCAUUUAUGUUGCCAUCAAGCGUGCAACGGGCAUGAAGAAUAUCAAGCUGAACGACUUUACCGUGGAGAGUGUGACGGAUGGUACGUUUGCUUUGGGCGAGGUGACUGUCCGGGUGCAAGAGGAGAAGAAUGAGGCAGAAAAGACGAAGGACGAAAAGCGCGUGAACGCGCAGACGGGUGUCGCGCGUGAUUGUCAUUUUGUUGGCCACGGUGCUAACACGGAUAUUCUGGUGGCAUCGGCAACCGCCUAUGUCAAUGCAGUCAACCGCAUGAUGGCGUCGCAGGCACGUGCUGCUGCCGAGACUUUAGUAGACGUCUAA
Messenger RNA from Peronospora belbahrii, 1734 nucleotides. The record is from the annotation of a GenBank genome assembly. Lineage: Eukaryota; Oomycota; Peronosporomycetes; Peronosporales; Peronosporaceae.